Molecule: messenger RNA, 2073 nt
Organism: Prosopis cineraria
Lineage: Eukaryota; Viridiplantae; Streptophyta; Magnoliopsida; Fabales; Fabaceae
Exons: 7
Coding region: 358-1803 (481 amino acids)
Molecular function (GO): protein binding
Source: RefSeq, a predicted model, not a curated record
CGCGGGCUGGCAAAAGACCCAAAGUAACCCCAAAAAACAAAAGAGUACAGAAAAGACUCAAAACGCAUUCCAGAAAGUGACGAGUGUGUGUUGAGUUGAAAGGCGAUGCGAAACACACCAGUGGCAACGCGCCCAGUUCCGCCCAUAUUUCAGGUUUUGCGCCGUACUGUAGCUGUGUGCUGAAGAAGAAGUACCCUCUUUCAGUUCCCACUUGCGGCCCCCAAAUGGCGCAUCUGAUCCUGUUUUUUCAAGCACACCUCUGUGUUUGACGCGCGUCAUUUUCUUCUUUUAUAGUUUCGUCCUAAAGCCACUCACUCUCUUCCAAUCUCUGCUUGUGCUUGGAUUGUUUCGUGAACCAUGAGAAAUUACACCUUAUUGCGUGCUUUCAUGGCACUUGCUCUCACUUAUUCUCUUCACUUCCAUGCUCAGGCUGCCCCUGCAGGACCAUUGAUUAAGCACAUUUCUUCAUUUCUCAAAUGGACGAGGUCGACCUCUAAGACGCCUCAGUCAGAUGGCAAUGUUCUGCAAUUUGAGAAUGGUUACGUUGUCGAGACUGUGGUGGAAGGAAACGAGAUUGGGGUCAUUCCUUACAGUAUUCGUGUCUCCGAGGAUGGUGAACUCUUUGCUGUUGAUUCAAUAAAUAGCAACAUUGUCCGAAUUACACCGCCAUUGUCCCAAUAUAGUAGGGGAAGGCUGGUGGCUGGGUCAUUUCAGGGUUACACUGGACAUGUUGAUGGGAAACCAAGUGAUGCUCGUUUUAAUCAUCCCAAAGGCAUCACUUUGGAUGAUAAAGGGAAUGUUUAUGUUGCAGAUACUCAGAAUCUGGCCAUUAGAAAGAUUGGAGAUUCUGGUGUGACAACCAUUGCUGGAGGAAAGUCAAAUGUUGUAGGCUACAGGGAUGGCCCCAGUGAGGAUGCUAAGUUCUCAAAUGAUUUUGAUGUGGUUUAUCUUCGGCCAACUUGUUCCUUGUUGGUCAUUGAUAGAGGAAAUGCUGCUCUUCGACAAAUAUCUCUCAACCAGGAGGAUUGUGACUAUCAACAUAGUUCAAUUUCCACUACAGAUAUUCUUACAGUUGUUGCUGCUAUCAUAGCAGGAUAUGCCACAUGCAUCCUGCAGCAAGGUUUUGGGUCCUCUUUCUUCUCCAAAACGCAACGGUCAGGGGGAGAAUUCAAAGGCCAAGCAAACAAUGAAAAACCUAUGUCGAUACCAGGGAGUGGUAAAGACGACCCAGGAUGGCCAUCUUUUGGACAGCUUAUCAUUGAUCUUUCUAAGCUUUCCCUUGAAACAAUGGUUAGUGCGUUUUUUCAAUUCAUACCUUCACGUUUUAGAUCUGACAGCCCUGAGAGAGGCCUCACACCAUUAAAAGAUAGUCUUCGGAUGCCUGAGGACGAACCAGAGUCCCCAUUGGUCGAUAGGCAGAGUGCUCCUGCUCCUGUCAUUGAAAAUAGACAGAUCCAUACACCAAACACAGCUGAGAAAUAUUCAGAAUUGACGCCCCACAAAGUAAAAUCAAGCAGUUUCAAAGAUCCAUCCUUGUCCAGCAGGCACCGAUCAUCAAAAAGACAGGAAUAUGUUGGAUUCUAUGGAUCUAGUGAGGUUCCACCUUACAUCAAAUCUAAGAGCCAAAAGGAAAGGUCUAGACAUCGGCAGCGAGAGAAGAGCGGGGAAGUGGGUUAUGGGGCAGUUGGAGCAGAGCCAAAACCUGUUGAGAUGAAUGCAGUUGAUUAUGACAACCCAAAGUUUGACCAUUAUAAUUUGAGGACUAAGUACAUGCCUGGAGAGUCCUUCCGUUUCAACCCUUAGCAAUGGAAUAGGUGCUUCAUAUUUUUUUAUGCCCAUGACAUUAAAUAUGUGCUGUAAGGCAUAGAUUCUGCAACUUAUUCUGUAUUAUGGAGCAUCUAUUCUGCAAUCUGCAUUGAGCAAGCCAGUUAAGAAAUGGAUAAAUUUUUAGGCAUGUGCCGGAAAGGCUUGACUGAGCAGCUCAAACAAUCGAUGAAGCUUAACAAUAUAUUAGGGAGGAAAUCUUUAAACUCAAAUCUUUUUCAAAUAAUCAAAAUUAUUACAAUUUGUUUA